AUGGCGGCCACCUUCAGCGUCGACGACAUCCCCAAGCCUAAGACAGACCAGCGUCUGUAUCGCUGGUUGAGGCUGGGCAACGGCCUGCGGGCGGUGGUGGUCCAGGACGAGGAGGCCGUCUUCGCGGCAGCGUGCGCUGAGGUGGGCGUUGGCUACUUCGAUGAUCCGGAGGACCUUCCCGGACUGGCGCACUUUGUGGAGCACGCGGUGCACCUGGGCACGGGGAGGUACCCGGAUGAGCGGGGCUACAAACAGUUCCUGGCGUCGCGCGGGGGAAAGUCCAAUGCGACCACGGGAAAGAUAGAAACAAGAUUCCAUUUUGAGGUCCAGAAUGAGCACUUGAAAGAGGCCUUGGACAGGCUUUCCCGUUUCUUUAUUGAUCCCCUCUUCCUCCCUGAGGCCUUGGAUCGUGAGGUGCUGAAUGUAGAUUCAGAAUACAGCAAGCGCAGCAAUUCAGAUGCUGUCAAGCUGUUGAACUUGCAACGCUCUGUGGGCCCUGCUCCCUUAAACAGAUUUGGCACCGGCAGUGUCACUACCCUCCGUGACAAACCAAAGGAACUUGGCAUUAAUGUGCCUGAGGUACUGAAGCAGUGGCACAAACAAGGCUGCUUGGGAGACAACUUGACCCUUGCAGUCAUUUCUCCCCACAGCCUCGACGAUGUCGAGCAAUGGGUGCUGGAGUCUUUCUCCCUUGUUCCCCCAAGGACAGGAGAAUGGGCACCUUCCCCAUUUGAGACAAAUGUGACAGAUGCCAAGGCCUGGGGAUUGAGAUACUAUGAGGUCGCCCCCCUAAGAGAGCUGCGGACUCUGGACCUGGUGUGGUUCAUACCUUAUGGGGUCCACACCGAAAACCGUUGCAAGCCAUGGAGAUGGGUUGGGCACCACGUUGGGCAUGAAGGGGAUGGGAGUGCUGCCAGCCAUCUUAAACGAAAAGGCCUGAUCCAAUCUCUUGUUGCUGGUAUUGGGGAAGAAGUGCGAAGGGGAGCAGGUUUUAUGCUGUGGCACUGCAAAAUGCAGCUCACCGAGAAAGGGCUUGACCAUGUACAAGAAAUCGUUGCAACAGUGUAUGAGAGCAUUGAGAUUUUGAGGCGGCUGCCACCUGCAGCAUGCCAAACAACAUAUACGGAAUUGCAAGAGAUUGAGCAGAUUCGUUUUGACUACAAAAGCCGUGAGCAACCUGUAAACUAUGCAUUGGCCUUGGCGCUCAAUGUGCGACAUUAUGAAGCCUCAGAUCUUUUGACGGGACCAGCGCUCCUGCAGGAGUAUGCAGCAGCAGCCUCCACACCAAAUGCAGUGGCAGCUCGCUUGUUCGCAAGAGUUGUGACCGAUGUGCUGCUGCCAACUGCAUACAGCGCAGAGAUCGUCAGCACGCACUGGUCGCUGACGGUCGUGGCCACUGGAAUGCACAUUCAGUUUUUUGGCUUCAACGAGACCUUAGUGCGGCUGGUGCCCAUUGUCAUGGCUAAGCUGACCAACCUGUCCCGCCAUGAGAUUGAAGACAGGUUCACUGUCAUGCAUGGCAGACUAGUGCAACAACUUAAGAAUGCCCAGUACAUGGACCCACACUUGCAAGCAGCAGUGUCAACCGCGUAUCUGCUUACUGAACCUAGCCAUCACAGCAACCAAUUGCUGGAAGCCUGUGAUGGCGUCACACCUGAGGAUGUGGUCCAAUUUUGGGAGGCCUUCUCUCGAGACAUGUAUGCAGAGGGUUUGGCCCAUGGAAAUCUAACGACAGAGGAGACAUUGGAGCUUUGGACCGAUGUCGAAGGAAUGCUUGGGGCAACUGGUCUGGAUGCGCACGAAAAAUGGCCAGUGCAACGGAUCAUGGGUCUGCCCUUUGGAAAUGGCGACAGCCUUUCGACCGACGCUGCCACUAUCAGCUUGGAAGAUGCAGCGGAGACUUCACGGGAUGUUGCCCGAGGGCGCCAACCACACUGUGUUAAAUAUGUUCCAGACAAUGUUAACCCUGACAACGCAAAUUCUGCCAUUCACGUCUUGAUGCAGGUGGGCACCGACGAGGCCCGCGUCCUGUCCCUUGUGGAUCUGUUCCGAGCAAUCGCCCAGAAAUCUUGUUUUCACCAGCUUCGCACUGUUGAGUGCCUCGGCUACGUUGUUCAUCUGGAGAUGUCUCUCAUGGCUCACGUUGUCGCUGUCGGAGUGCGCAUACAGUCGCCUAAGGCAACACCCAGGAAAUUGCAUGAGCGGCUUGAUGCUUGGCUCGUCAGUUUUCGGCGGCAGCUUGAAGACAUGUCCAACUGCGACCUGGACAAGUACAAGGCGUCCCUGAAGGAUAGGUACCUAGAUCCACCCAAGACACCGGCGCAGGCUGCUGCCAACUUUUGGCGCCACAUCGUGACUCGACGCUACGAAUUCGACCGUCGCAUCCAAGCGGUUGCCGCCUUGGAGACAGCCACGAAGCGCGACCUGCUGAGUAUGUACGACACAUACAUUGCGCCCAAUUCGCCAUCCGGACGUCGCUUGUGUACCCAGGUGUGGGGUCAUGAUGCAGACGCCCAGGCUGCGGGGGAGGAUGCGUCCAGCACAGCAGCACCUUCUGCAGUGCAGGAGGCGCCAAUUGCAGUUGUGAUACGGUCCGGCGAGGAGACCGUGCACAAGGCGCUAUGGGAACCCUUUCCUGGGGGGUCUAUAGUUCCCCACGCAACGGUACCCUCGAGCCUCUGCUCGACGUUACCCGUCACAGAAUGA
Molecule: messenger RNA, 2706 nt
Organism: Ostreobium quekettii
Lineage: Eukaryota; Viridiplantae; Chlorophyta; Ulvophyceae; Bryopsidales; Ostreobiaceae
Source: the annotation of a GenBank genome assembly